AUGAAUCGUGAGGAUUUAGACCGCAAGCCGGGCAGGGGGGCGGAUACUCGACAGUCGAAGACCACGCUGAGCUCAAGGUCUAGAAUCCCCAGUACGACAAAGCCAAGUACUUCAAUGGUCAGCACCAAUCCGGCAAGCGUCCCAAAAACACCGCCUACAGCUAGCAGCACUCCACGUAAAGGGAGCACCACGCCGGUUAUAAUCAUCGCUACAAAUACGAAUGGCCAAGUGGUUUCGGGGACUCCAACUACCAUUUCCAGCUUUUCCGGUUUCAGCACCCAGUCACUCUCAAACCCAUCAUGGACAGGCAACACUGUCACAACGACAUCCUCAGGUGGGGGCGGUCCGACCAUAGUGCCGGUGAUCAUGACAGGAGCCGGUUUCAUAGGAGUUUUGGGUCUAGGCCCUCUUUUAGGUCCUGUCGCUGGAGAAAUAUCCGAUGCUGCGCUGCUAGAAGUCUUUGCUUUACCUGGACUGCUACCAUUCGUGCUUGGCCCCGAUGGAGUUCCAGAAUCUCCAUCGGAAGAGGAACAACCUGAUCCCUCUCAAACAGCGAGUGAAUCAACUAGCGAAUCGACUAGCAGCACAACGUCGUCUCAGUCUACGUCGUCACCUCAGUCUACGUCGUCACCUCAGUCUACAUCGUCACCCCAAUCUACAUCGUCACCGCAAUCUACAUCGUCACCUCACUCUACAUCGUCACCUCAAUCUACGUCUCGACCCUCGUCGUCCGCCACAUCAAUGCCUAUUAUCUCACUGGGUUUGGCUGAUGUUGAUGACCUUUAUGACGUAGCGGCAUCCGAUUCGUUUGUGCAGUCUGAAAUUGUCGCUCUCGUAGCUGCAGACAUGCAAACAUCAACAGGAUCCGUUAGCAUGCCAACCUCAACUAGCGGAUCAGGGAAAAGCUCAAGAUCGGCCUCGAGUACAACUACAUCCAGUUCAUCCACUUCGAAACCGACGUCUCUCCACACUCCUGUCCCAAACCCAGGAGGCACCAAUAUUGUGAGUCUCCUCACAAAUGAGGCCAUUGGACGGUACAAUCACUAA
This is a messenger RNA of Penicillium lagena, 1047 nucleotides long. RefSeq lists its product as uncharacterized. Lineage: Eukaryota; Fungi; Ascomycota; Eurotiomycetes; Eurotiales; Aspergillaceae. The transcript has a single exon. The record is from RefSeq and is a predicted model, not a curated record. The coding region runs from base 1 to 1047 and encodes 348 amino acids.